UGUACGGGAAAGACGCAAAUAAAACUGAGAGUGAGAGCAUAAGUCAUAAUCAAAACAGAGCCCAAAACAGAAGGAAAGACGUCGUCGCUGAAGUUCGCGCCAAGCAAACGGCGAGGCGAGUGAGUGUGAGAAGGAGACUUGCCGCACGCCGCCGUGCAGUUGCUGGUUGGGGGGCUUCUGGAUGCAAUCGACACCGUCGUCAGUCAGUUAGUCGCGAUCCGCGGGCCAACAAACAACAACAAAAUUUCCCGGAAAGAUCGGUAAAUUUUGUUUGAAAACAAAAGUGGCGCGAAUUCAACACUUAGGCGUUUCGCGCAUUGUGGCUUGGUGGCUUAGUGUUUACGGGUUUCGAAGCUGAUUUACUGCACAACUCGGUUAGAUAUUUUUCCACUUUGAAGAUCGGUUCCGCGAUAAACCUUGAUAUAACCUCCGGUCCUUGGCGGAACUCAGCCCACAAUUUCUAUUCACAUAGAAUGCGAUCGAUUGAUAUUCAAUACCGCCAGAAAUUUGCAUCUUUUUGUGCGAGCAAAUCAAACCGGUCCGAGCCGCGCGAAGGGAAAAAUAACUCAAAAAUUUGAGAGUGCUGCCCGCAAUCUGAUUGAUUGGUGUCGUUGGUGAUUUGAAAUCUAAAAACCGGCCAGGAAUGGUGGAUUGUGAAGUGAAAUUGAUGUCCGCUUAUCAUAAAACGCGUCAACUCGAUUGAUCGAACUGGCAAUCAAUCUGAGAUAGCUGAGUGAUCAGGAGACGAAACAGUCGAAAAAGAAAACAAAAUAUUAAAAGUUUAAUUGCAUUGUUAAUCGGUGUGCAAAUUGAUCGCUGGACCGGGAAAUGUGCUGAAUUCUGGGCCAGAGCUUCCGUGACAUGAUCAAUCUCCAAUAACCCGAAGUGAAGUGUAGUGUAGUUAGCAGUGUCGUACAGAAAUUUUGAAAAAGAAGUGAGUGGUUUGUGGAGGCCAAGUGAAAGUCGCCAAAUUGCAAAGUCUGGACAGGUGCUUCUGACCGCUGCUGGGGCUUCUUGGUUUCUAGAGCUGGAGAGAUGCAGAGCUGAUAAUGGUGCGGAAAAGCCUGCAAUAUCGGAAUCUGGAAUAAAUGCUAAGUGAGUGAUCAACGUCUUCGGCGACGACGAUACCGGCAUCCGAACCAUCAUCAUUGGCGGCAUCUCUGCAGCAGUAACCCCCGACCCAAGCCCUAAACCUUCUGCCGAAAUCGUGCCGAAUGAAAGUGAACUUCCCGCGCGCAGUCGUUAGGAACAUGCAAAUAUGCAAAUGAUUCGCAUCAGCAGAGAGUCGAGCCAAAAGUAAAUCGAAAUGCACCGAGAGAAGCAUCCAUAUAUAUGAUCUUACUAAACCAGCGCUUUUCUUCUUAUUUUUUUGGUAGUUAAAGUGCAGGAAGCAGGGAAUACCGUUCCAACAAUGGAAAUAGCUUUUGGUGCUGGUUAAGCUCAGCUUCUGCAGCGGAGGAUUAAUAACAGCCGAAUCACUUUGGAUUAUGUAUAUUAGUUAGUGCAAAACCUCUCCAUCACGCUGGAAGUUGUGCUUUGAAGAUAAAAGUGAAAAGAUUUUUUUUCGUUGGUAGGAAGUUCGCGAUGAUCGGGCAACAGCGGAGGGCAAGAUGUAUUGUCAUUUGAAUAUAUGAGCAACGCUCCUCAGGUGCUUAGUUCCACCUAAGAAAAGUGAAUUAUAGUACAAAAGCAAAUCGUCCGGUUGUUCCUUUAGCUGCAUUCAGAGUGAUCUUUUGGAGUACAAAGGCCUGCAGAUCUUCGACCUUGGGGAAGGGUACACGACCAUCAAACAUGCAAAAUGAAUACAACAUGUGCAUGACCAUUCUGCUGCUGAUCGUUGGAUUUGUCCGGGCGGAGCACUUGUUAUUCUCUGAUUGCGGAGUUAGGACCUCUCGCCGACAGCCGCGUAGCAAUAACUUUGGCAACAACAACGAUUGGAGCAACUUUUACAAUAGAACUUCAGCAGGACCACCAGACCAUCAGCAAUCCGACAUGGACAGCGAUCCGGACGAGGCCAACCGCAAUCCAAAGAUUAUGCACGGAGUGCCCACUCUUGAGGGUCAGUACCCUUGGCAGGUGUCCCUGGAAUUGAUGCAUCCCUCCUACGGAUUCAUCGGACACUGGUGCGGUGGAGUGCUCAUCGAUCGAAACUGGGUGCUAUCUGCGGCGCAUUGCAUUCAUAACGAUUUAUUCAACCUGCCACUGCCUCCCCUAUGGACAGUCGUGCUAGGCGAGUACGACAGGUCACAUGAAUCCGGGUAUGAGCAGCGGAUUCCCGUCGACAAGAUCAUCCUUCACGACAAGUAUCACAAUUUCAAGCACGACCUUGUGCUCCUUAAGUUGAACCGGCCAGCUAACAUUGCGCCCAACACACGAGUCAAAAAAAUUUGCCUCCCAUUUGCUGACAUCAAAGUCAACACAAUGGUCAACGAUCCCCGACCGGAGCUGGACCGAACGAAAUCGAAACCCAGCACAGGACAACUAUUUUACUACGACUACCUUGGCCGCCCACCGGAUAUGGGUAGCACCGGAGGGAGUUCACCAGUGGAUGGAGAGGACAACAUCGAAACUGAACCAAACUUUCCCGAGCCACUCCCCGAGCGGGAGGACAAUUACCUACGGCGGUUACGGCUCCUGGGGGAGUUGCCUGGUCGGCCUCGAACGGCACAGGUCGUGGUGAGCACUCUGAUACGGGAACACCUGAUGAAGAGAGGAAAUUCCACCGCCAAGCCUAGAAGAGCGCCACAAACAAGCCGACGAGGGCGUCGCCUGUACCAGACGACCGAUUUCGAUGAUGACAACAGCGACACCGAUGGCAACGAUAACGAUGACGAUGACGACGGGAUUCGUCGUGGGACUCGCCACGGUAGCAAACGCCGGCGAAACGAUAAAUUCACCCACGGGGCCUUCUAUCGGAAUGAUAACUACCGGAACGAGUUCGGCGUGGGCCAGGAGAGCUCCGGUGCGGGAUUCAGUGCCAUGCCCGAUACGUCCCAGUACGUGGACUGCCUCGCAACAGGUUGGGGCAAGUCGACCAUCGAUGAUGAAUUAACUGACAUCCUGCUGCAGACGAAGGCCCCCAUCCAGAGUAGUAAAAAGUGUGAAGAGGCGUACGGAGAUUUCAUAAAACUGCAUCGAGGCCAUCUCUGCGCGGGAAACGUCGAUGGGACCGGUGGCACUUGCGUGGGCGAUUCUGGUGGACCACUGCAGUGCCGCAUCACCAAACAUGGCCCGUGGAUUCUAGUUGGCAUCACAUCGUUUGGAUCCGGAUGCGCUUUCAAGAACUAUCCAGACGUGUACACAAAAAUCUCGUUCUACCGCCAGUGGAUAAUGAACACCAUAUCGAGCAACUAGUUGGAGGAUAAUCUCCUCCAUGGAUCAACAUAAGUUACUGCAGCUGUUACCAACUAGGGCCUACAAAAAGUGCUCUAAACAAUUAAAUAAUGUGAUAUUUAGUUUUAACUAAAGAUACCACCAAAAUUAAUAUGUGGGAUGAAGUUGUUAAAAUCAAGUUUGUUUUUCUGCAAAACAUUUCUUACGGAAGCUAUUCUUUACUACCAAUUUCAACAAAUUUCAGCAAUUUAUAGAUAAAGAGUACCAUGCAGCAUGGAACACCAAAAGUGCUCAAUAAUACAAAAA
Molecule: messenger RNA, 3639 nt
Organism: Aedes albopictus (Asian tiger mosquito)
Lineage: Eukaryota; Metazoa; Arthropoda; Insecta; Diptera; Culicidae
Exons: 7
Coding region: 1792-3354 (520 amino acids)
Biological process (GO): proteolysis
Molecular function (GO): serine-type endopeptidase activity
Source: RefSeq, a predicted model, not a curated record